GUAAUCUGUUGUUUUUCAUGUUGUCAAGAUAUUUGUCAUGCUUGUUUCUUGAGGCUUAACCUAACCUGAGUAGAUGCACCAUAAUACAAAAUACUUUGAAGAAGAAUAUGGCAACAGCUAAAUCCGAAGCUGAUUCAAAAUUAUUGCAAAUUAUUGGAAUUGAGCAAUUGAAAGAUAAAGAAUCAACGACUGUGCUAAAAUACAAAACAAUACAUGAAAAAAUCCCAAAUGAGAAGACAGCAAGGUUCAUGUUUCCAGAUCCAGAAUCAUUCAAGGUAAAGAGGAAGGCUAGAAAAGGGGAAUGGCUAGCAGAGCAAAAAGAAGGAGGGCAGACUUUUAAGCAGUUUCAAAAUCACAUCAUAUCCAGACCCUGUGGGCGUAAAAAGACCAUCUACCUUAUCCCAUUAGGUUUUGAAGAGGAACCUGUUCCAAAGAGUAUCCUAAAGCCCCUGUCAGAGUAUGCUAAAAUUUUCUUUGAUUUGCCAAUCAAAAUUGGCAAACAAAAAUAUAUGGUAAAGGAUGUACCCAACAGAAUCAAUGAAUUCACUAACAAUUUUCAAGUGGAUGCAUCAGCUGUUCUGAAGAAAAUGGAGAUCCCUAUGGACGCUUUCUGUGUGGCUGGGAUAACAAUGUGUGACCUUUACCCCCGAGAGUCGUGGAACUUUGUCUUUGGACUGGCAAAUUUGUCAGGUCUUUCUGGUGUGUAUUCACUAGCUAGAUACCUGUCUAACUUUGGCACUUCAAGAAAUACUGUUUACAACCCUGAUUUAGAAAAAGGGGGAGAGGCAACCAUCUUAAGAAGAGCCUGCAAAGUGAUGUGUCAUGAAAUAGGCCACAUGUACGGACUAAGACACUGCAUCCAUUUUGAAUGUCUGAUGAAUGGUUCUAACCACUUAGAGGAGGCAGAUAAGAGGCCUACAUUUCUCUGUCCACUGUGUCUCAACAAACUGUACAGCAUUAUGAAGUUUGAUGUAGAAGAAAGAUACAAGAAAAUGCUUGAGUUUUGGAAAACCCAUGGACUACCUGAGGAAGUGGAAUGGUUAGAACAGCGACUAGCUAUUGUUUCCUCAGCCCUGUGAAUAAGGCUAAAGGGGAAAGAAUUUUAUAGUGUUCAAAAACCAGCAACUUAAAUUAACAUUGUCAAAUAAUAUUAUGCAAUUUUUUGUGUAAUUCUAUGUAUUUUCAACAAUGGUUGUUCUUUGUAUUAAUGUUAAUAAUGUUUUUUUUUUUAAGUUGUGAGUUUUUGUCGGAAUCUCAAAUAAUGUCUGGAAAUCAAGUACAAUUAAGAUUUCCUUCUAAGGAAUCCAGCCAUGGAGAAAUGCCAUUUAGAGGGAAUAUUAAAUUAUAAUGAUCUUUCUAAAUUUAUUUCAUGUAGGAGAAAAUUUGGAUAAGAAUUUUUAAGUUACCGUAUAAGUGGAAAUUUUAGUGAGACACAUUUAGCGAUUUGUCCUUUAAAAUUGGUAUUUCAUUUUUGUGCAGAGCAAUUUAAAAUUUUAAUUUAAUAAGGUAUUACAAAUAAAAUGCAAUGAUUUUUUUUAGCGAUUCAUGUAUUUAAUUGUAGCAAUCUUAACACUCUAGCUAAUAAUGCCAAAGUUAAAUCCUCGCUAAAAAUUCUGCUUAUAAGAUAAAAGAUCAUCCGCCUUCUUUAACUUUUUCUCCAUAAUAGGUACAGUUGAAUCUGAACAUGCAUAUAUAAGUGUAAUGAGUAAUGAACGUAACAGACAAUUACAAUUACUUCUAUAAAACGAGCUUAAACAUACUGUAAAUAAAAAAUAAAAUAUACAACACCCGGUGAAUGUAUGUUUCUGAAAUACUGAGAGUUAUCUUUCUUUUGUUACAUUUAUAACCUUUGGAGUCGAAAUAAUUAGCAUCCAAGCGUAUUUAUGUUCCACUUGUAAAAUGCCUGCUUGUACUUACAAAAUACAUAAU
Molecule: messenger RNA, 1929 nt
Organism: Saccostrea cuccullata (small rock oyster)
Lineage: Eukaryota; Metazoa; Mollusca; Bivalvia; Ostreida; Ostreidae
Product: archaemetzincin-2-like
Exons: 4
Coding region: 108-1079 (323 amino acids)
Biological process (GO): proteolysis
Molecular function (GO): metallopeptidase activity
Source: RefSeq, a predicted model, not a curated record